Molecule: messenger RNA, 1584 nt
Organism: Penicillium malachiteum
Lineage: Eukaryota; Fungi; Ascomycota; Eurotiomycetes; Eurotiales; Aspergillaceae
Product: aminotransferase-like domain-containing protein
Exons: 1
Coding region: 1-1584 (527 amino acids)
Biological process (GO): aromatic amino acid catabolic process; L-tyrosine biosynthetic process
Molecular function (GO): L-2-aminoadipate:2-oxoglutarate transaminase activity; aromatic-amino-acid:2-oxoglutarate transaminase activity; pyridoxal phosphate binding
Source: RefSeq, a predicted model, not a curated record
AUGUCUUCUGCACUCAAUUUCUCUGAUAUUCCAUCUUUGCGACAGAAAUUGGGACCAUUGACGGGAGACAUUGCGCCUGUCACAACUCCAAUAAUGUUCAAGAGCCCAAGAUGUUUCCACAAACCACCGGCAAAGUCAUUCCAACAUCGUCUGAGUCAAGAGGCCCUAUCUCGUGGUUCUGCAACCCUCAAGACAGCAGGCACUGAGCUCAACGCGGAUGUUAUCAGUCUUGCUACCGGCAGACCUGCUCCAGAAUAUUUCCCCUUUCUCAACAUGACCCUCGAUUUUCCCCAAAGCAGUAAUUUUACAGAAGACGACCAGAAUAGCUCAUUGUCUGAAACAAUUGGAAAAUCCGAUAUCAAAACAAACAAAGCUUCAUACGACCUUGCAAUUUCCCUCAACUACGGAUAUAGCGCAGGAUCUGAGCAGCUCAUCAGAUUCUUCACAGAGCAUGUUGAUGUAGUGCGCAAUCCUCCUUACUCGGAUUGGCAAUGCUCACUGACUGCUGGAACUACCUCGGCACUGGACUCGGUUUUCAGGACCCUUUGCAACCGGGGACACUAUAUCAUGACCGAGGCGUAUACUUACUCUGCCGCACUUGAAGCUGCGAGACCUUUCGGUAUCCGCAGUAUCGGUGUCCAGAUGGAUGAAGAAGGCAUGGUGCCAGCUCAUCUUGAUAACCUGCUUUCUGGUUGGGAUGUAUCGGAGCGCGGUGCUUCGAAGCCAUUUUUGCUUUACAUCAUUCCGACCGGUCAGAACCCAACGGGCACUACCCAGAGUCUUCAGAGACGCAAAGAUAUCUAUGCUGUGGCAGAGAAGCAUGAUCUUUACAUCAUUGAAGAUGAGCCCUACUACUUCCUUCAGUUUCAAACUCAGAAAACUGAAGUCUAUGCGAAUUCAGAUCAACCCCCUCGGUCGGAUCCGAAGUUAGUUGAGACAUUCUUGAACAACUUGAUCCCAUCUUAUCUUUCAUUGGAUGUAUCUGGUCGCGUUCUUCGUCUCGACUCUACAUCAAAGAUUCUUGCACCAGGCUUGAGAUGCUCGUGGAUGACUGGCUCUGCCGAUAUCAUUUCCCGCUUCCUUUAUCUUCAUGAUGCAACCAUUGUUUCCCCAAGCGGGCUUUCCCAAUUAGCAUUGCAUACACUGUUGGAUGGUGUAUGGGGCCAUGAGGGAUUCGUAAAAUGGCUUCUUUACUUACGGGAUGAGUAUACUCAGCGCCGAAACAUCACUCUUGAAUCCUGUUCGAAGUAUCUUCCACGCAAUAUCUGCUCUUGGUCAGUGCCCGAAGCUGGAAUGUUUCAUUGGAUCAAGGUUGACUGGCGUGUUCACUCAUUGGCCGCCGCCUAUUCCAAGGCAGACUAUGUAGCUGGAAACAUCAUACUAAAGACAGAGGACCGUAUCUACUCUACUGCUUUGAAGAAGGGUGUUUUAUGCUGCAAAGGAAGUGCGUUUCGUGCGGGUGGUGUACAGGGUUGUGAAAUAUACUUCCGUGUCACAUAUGCAACAGCUUCAUUGCCCCAGAUAGAAGAGGCUAUUGCGCGAUUCGGAAUGGCAAUCAAAGAGGAAUUUGAAGUCGGAGUCUGA